Helobdella robusta is the source of this 1617-nucleotide messenger RNA. RefSeq lists its product as hypothetical. Gene Ontology annotation, biological process: protein refolding; response to heat. NCBI's taxonomy places the organism in Eukaryota, Metazoa, Annelida, Clitellata, Rhynchobdellida, Glossiphoniidae. Gene Ontology annotation, molecular function: protein folding chaperone. The coding region runs from base 1 to 1617 and encodes 538 amino acids. The transcript has 2 exons. The record is from RefSeq and is a predicted model, not a curated record.
AUGAGUUUAAUUAAUAAUAAUGAUCACUGCGGGCUUCGAACUUUCCAGGAAAAUGUUAACAGUCCCGAAAAACUGUCCUAUGAAACGAUUAAUGGAUGUUAUCAGGAUGAUGUUCCCUGUUUCAACAAUAUUUUGACAAAUGAGUGUUCCAAUGUUGAGAGGAUGAAUUGUAAUGAUUUUUCGGUAGGUAAGGAUAUUAAAAACUUUCAAAAUACAGAAGAAUUCAACGAAUACACAAGGGAAUAUAUUGAUACGAAAGAAAAGGUUAACAAUUUUUCGACGGUCAACGCUUUCUUUGGUAAUUUUUCGCCGAAAAUUCUCAAUUUAAGCAGACAACAAUUCGCUAAAGGGACUCGUAGCGGUAGAACAGACAUGACGACCUCGCAAGGACCUUUCUCAUGCCUCGUGGCUGGAUGUGACAAGAUCUACCUCAAAAAAGCUCAUCUCAAGGCACAUACACUGGCGUCCAACAAGAAGACAAGUUUGCCUUCAUCUAUGUCGGCAACCAGCGGGAUGACGGGAUCUCUCAGUUCCUCUGAGGCUAUCCCCAUCCCUCUGAUACACGACAGCAUGACCUUUGAGAAUAGGCAAACUAAGUGUAUCAAGGAAAUGGAGCGUCAAGCUGAACAAGAUCUUAAAAGAAAAAAACGAGAAUGGGAGAGAGAGAUGGAGAAAAUGAAAGAAGAAUUCUUGAAGCUUCAUUGUGGAACUGUUAACGAACUUGGUUCUGAUCCAUUCGUUGUUAAACGAAAGGGAAGCAUUGAGAUAUUAGACAUAAAAAAAAUGAAAACUAUGAUAACUGAAACUCCAGAUUCAGAAAGAAGAUUCAGAUUGAGAUUUGAUUUAUCUGAUUUUGAUGUUGGAACAGUCAAAGUGAUGGCUGAUAUGGAAAAGAUAUCUGUCAUUGCAUAUAAGAAAAAUGAUGAAAAUAAGACUAAAAAAUAUUGGCGACAUAUAGCUAAGCCGAAAGAAAUUGAUCCUCAUAAACUGAAAUCUCGAAUAACAUCUGAUAACGUGUUGAUUUUAGAGGCUUUACUACAUCCUAAAACUUUAAACCUUCAAAAAAAGACUGGUCCAAGUCCGUCCCAUUCUUUUCAAGGUUCUAGAGCAUCAUCUCGUUCUAAAUCUCCACCACAAAACACACCUCCGUCCACACCACAUCGAGAGCAGCCAGCAAAAAUUGGAGUUCCUGUUUUCAUUCAAGAUGAUGAUGGCCAGCGACGAAUGCAUCUGACAGUUGAUGUUGGUAAUAUGUUCAAGCCAAAUGAUAUAACAGUACAGGUCAUUAAGGAAAAUAGAAUUCUUAUCAAGGCUAAAAAUGAAGAACGCACCUCGGAAAAAUUUACAAAAAUGAAAUAUACAAAGGAAAUCGAGUUAGCCGAAAAAAUAGAAUCUUAUUCGAUUCGCGGUGGACUGACAACCGACGGUAAACUAAUUAUCGGAGCUUUCGUUAAAGGAUACGGAGGAGAUCUGAGUAAAGAAAAUGCAGGGAAUGUAAUAAUUGAAGAAUUGAAAGCUCCUCAUUCUUCUCUCAUGCUCUGCAACAUUCUCAACCUGGCAUCUUUUCCUCCAACCAUGCCAGCGUCGGCAGCUCAUGUUCAACCAAAUGGCACUUAA